Messenger RNA from Osmia lignaria (orchard mason bee), 1927 nucleotides. RefSeq names its product elongation of very long chain fatty acid james bond protein (gene bond). Gene Ontology annotation, cellular component: endoplasmic reticulum membrane. Gene Ontology annotation, biological process: fatty acid elongation, monounsaturated fatty acid; very long-chain fatty acid biosynthetic process; fatty acid elongation, saturated fatty acid. Lineage: Eukaryota; Metazoa; Arthropoda; Insecta; Hymenoptera; Megachilidae. The record is from RefSeq and is a predicted model, not a curated record. Gene Ontology annotation, molecular function: fatty acid elongase activity.
GUGGCUGCUUUGGUCGUUGGUUGAUCAGUUUUUGGUUCGCAGUUUCUCGUUCAUCAUCUGCUCCUCUUGGACACCUUCCAAGGAACUUUGCUGGAAAACGGAAGUUGUGUUGAGGAAGAGGAAGAAAAUUCGUUUUCUAAAUAAAAAUUGCUUUCACGUAUUUCCUGAAAAAACAAGAUCUUAUCGAAAAUUCGAAGAUGUCGAAUCUCAUGCGUCUGGUAGUGAACAACUACCACGAAAUCUUGGAAACGAACAAAGAAAUCAAUGUAGACUCAUGGGCAAUGAUGGGGUCACCUGGUCCCAUGCUAUGCAUCGUGGGGACGUACUUGGCAUUCGUUUUGAAAGUUGGACCGAAAAUGAUGGAAAAGAGACCAGCCUUCCAAUUAAACUCCUUGUUGAUCAUUUACAAUGCGUUCCUAGUUAUCUUCAGUAUCUGGAUGAGCGCUGUGCCGGCAAUCUACCCCGGUUUGAAACGUUUGCUCUUCUCACCAAAAUGCAGUAAUUCGAAUCGAGUUCAUAGAGACACGCAGGUAGAAGCAGCGUUGGCAAAUUUGGCAUGGUGGUAUUUUGUAGCGAAGAUCAUUGAACUUCUAGACACGAUAUUCUUCGUUCUCCGAAAAAAGCAAAACCAGGUCACUUUUCUUCACGUCUACCAUCACACCAUGACAUCCGUGUUCUCGUGGUGCUACCUCAAAUUCUUACCUGGAGAACAGGGUGCUAUACUCGGUUUCCUAAAUUCUACCGUGCACAUCGUUAUGUACGCGUAUUACCUGAUCGCAGCUCUGGGACCGAAGUACCGAAAGUACCUGUGGUGGAAGAAGUACAUGACUGGAAUUCAACUGACGCAAUUCGCCCUUAUGUUUGGCUAUCUGACGAUGAUCCUCGUGAUGGACUGUAAACUGCCUAAGGCGCUCACUUACUUCUUCAUUACCAAUGUGGUAAUCUUUAUCUACCUCUUCAGCGACUUCUACCGAAAGGCUUACAAGAAGAAACAACUUUAAUAUUCUUCGAUUCAAUAAUUUCCUAUCAAUCUUCACCGACUUUCUGAACUUAACAGUACGUUAAAUAAUAUGGAAGUGACCGACAUCUGCCAAAAGAAGAAACGUAAAAUAUUUAGAAACUGGUUAAACUUGUCAAACAAUUUUAUUAAUAGAAAAGUGGUAGAUGGAAUCAAUAAGAGAAGCAAAGAAGAGAAGAAGGUAACUUGAAGAACGUGUUCAAGAAACGACCUGAUCGUCCCAAUUAGGAAGAGAUCGGGUUUCAACUUCGUGGGAGAUGGUUUCAGUGCAUUGGGCACAAAAUCUGGAGACGUAACGGGGUCUUUCAAAAUGUGGGUCAACAGGUCCAGCGGUAACACGUUGUUUGAAGAGAGACAAGUCGAACCAACGGAAAAGGACAGAAAAAGAAGUGUCUUGACCAGACCCAAAUUGCUCGAGGCUGUAGUCACUACAAGAAGUGGGCUACGACCGAAAAAUAAAAAGUAGAAGAAAAGAAGAACCCGGAUAUUGCCAUCGGGCUUCGAUGGCACUAAAGAACGGCACUGUUUCUUCGUCAACAAACGACCCAAUCUUUUACAAACGUAAACCUGUUUCAGUGUAAUAUUUAAUUUUUCGGUAGAUUGUGUUUCUUUCACUUAAUAGAAUUAUUUAUAAAUUGUAAAUUACGUCGAUUUGUUCGAAAAGUUCAAUACUAACUCAUAGACAACUCAAUAUGCCCGCGUGGAUAUAAGUUGCUCCAGAGUUAAAUAUUCGAACAUAUCGGAUAACGUUUUGUAGUAUUUUGAACGAAUCGACGAAUUUCAUAACAAAACACAUACAUCUGACACGUUCGACGUCGCGUAACUGGGAUUGAAACACUACUGUCGAUCGUGACACUUGUAUUUUGCAGUUAAGAUAUGUAAAUAAACGUAACAGUGUUAUUUAUUGAA